AUGUCCACCGGCAUCCCGAACGUUUCCUCGAAUUUGAACCUCGAGACGAAAGAUCUUAAGACAGCGCCGGGCGUCUCACUGAACGAGAACCAGUCCACCAUCCUCCGCUCCAUCCUCGAUCUCUUCGCGGGUAAACCUAGUUUACCUAAAUUGGCCCUCUGGCGCGACGAUGCCACCUUCACCGACCCCAUCACCAUCGCUCAGGGCCGCGACCGCUAUGCUGCGCAGUGGUACGGCCUACAACAAGCCUUUUCCGAGAUCGAGCGACUGCACCAUGAAGUCACAGAUGCAGGAAACCCCAUAUUGAUGGACUUGAAGACGCGCUACGUGAUCAAGGGGAUCAACAAGGAGCAGACGAUCAACAGUGUGGUGGCGGUGCACUUGGAUUCCGAGGGCAAGGUGCAGAAGGUGGAGGACAAGUGGGACGGGAAGCUGCCUGAGGGAAGCAUCCAAAAUGCUUUCCGGCAUCUGAACGCAGUCACGGUCCCAAAGAUGGUCUCUGUGCCGAAGAACGAGGAGGAAGAUGCGAAGAAGGGAAAUUGA
Didymosphaeria variabile is the source of this 543-nucleotide messenger RNA. RefSeq lists its product as uncharacterized. The transcript has 2 exons. The coding region runs from base 1 to 543 and encodes 180 amino acids. The record is from RefSeq and is a predicted model, not a curated record. NCBI's taxonomy places the organism in Eukaryota, Fungi, Ascomycota, Dothideomycetes, Pleosporales, Didymosphaeriaceae.